AUGGUCUCGACACGCUCCAAGAGCACGAUUGCCGUGCCCGCCGACCCGAACCGUAUCGUCGCUGUCGUUACUGGCGCGAACAGCGGCUUCGGUCUUGGUAUCUGCAAUGCGCUCCUGUCAAACCUCUCCGUGCCCUCCGGCUCCUCGAUCCCCGUCGCGACUGCUCAGGUCUCGGCACUGUCGCCUUCCCUGGCGUCCAGCUUCGAUGCCGGUGCGGCCUCGACUGCCUCGGCGAUGCCGCGCCCGCACCCUUUUCUCACCCUCGUUCUCGCCUGUCGCUCGGAGAGGAAUGCAAAGGAGGCUCGCGACAAGAUUCUGGCCCAGCACAGGAAGGACCUCGAGGCGCGGCGGCGAUCAUGCGUGCCCGUGCCAGAGGGAUGGGAGGAGAGCCUGCGUGUCGAGUACGAGCUGGUCGACCUCGACGCGAUGGGCGGCGACAAAGGCGUCAUGGCGUUCACGCGCAGGAUGAAGGAGCGAUAUCCGCACAUCACGUCUCUGUUCCUCAACGCUGGCUAUGCCGCUAUCAACGAGGUCAACAUCCCCCGCUUCAUGUGGCAGGUCAUCACCGAUGGACCGCUGCAGGCACUCCACCACCCGCGGUACAAUAUUGAGGAUGUCGGACUGCUGUCUGCUGACGGAGAGAGGGGGCGUGUGUGGGGAGUCAACGUGCUCGCUCCCUAUGUCCUGGAGCUGCAGUCUCUCCUCGCUGCCUCGCCGAAGGAGCUUCCGUUCAACCCGCGCGUCGUGUACACCUCGAGUAUUGAGGCCGAGGCCGACGGUCUGAAAGCCAAGCCGCUCGACGACCCGGAGCUGUUGACGUACGAGUCCUCCUACCGCGCAUCAAAGUACAUGGGCGACCUGGUCAUGACCCAGCUGGACCGCGACCUGUCCCCCUCUGGCGUGCGCUGUCUCGUCGCCGAGCCAGGCUGCGUGUCCACGAACAUUGCCGUCUCGGGUCUCGGCGCCUGGCAGUGGCUCGUCAAGAUUAAGUGGGCGUGCUACUGGCUCAGUUUCUGGCUCGCCAACCUCUUUGGCUCUCCGCACCACCCCGUCUGGGCCGAGUACGGUGCCGCGCCGAUGCUCUACGCUGCGCUCGUCGCGAGCGUGUACCUCUUGCCCGCGACCAAGGUGCCCGGACCCAAGGUGCACGUGGUUGCGAAGCGGUGGGCGCAGCCGGGUGUCGGGUACGGAGAGGUUGAUGAGUGGGAGAAGAACGAGGACGUCGCCAAGGGCGAGGCGGUGUACUGUGAGCAGGUCCGGCAGCAGUGGAGGCGGAAGGAGGGCAUGUAG
Molecule: messenger RNA, 1290 nt
Organism: Trichosporon asahii var. asahii CBS 2479
Lineage: Eukaryota; Fungi; Basidiomycota; Tremellomycetes; Trichosporonales; Trichosporonaceae
Exons: 3
Coding region: 1-1290 (429 amino acids)
Cellular component (GO): lipid droplet; endoplasmic reticulum membrane; mitochondrial outer membrane
Molecular function (GO): 3-beta-hydroxysteroid 3-dehydrogenase (NADP+) activity
Source: RefSeq, a predicted model, not a curated record